AUGGCCGCUCUCCGAAAGAUUCUCACCGAUCGUGGACUCGUAUCUGAUAUCAUAGAUGAUCUUGAGUAUCCCCUAGUCGGUCUGGUAUUUUAUUUCCUUUCGCGCUGGGCAAUGACACUACUUGAAGAGGCCAAACAGAGAGCCGAGCAGGAGGUGAAAUUCAGCGGCCUUGUCACUCCAGUUCAGCCAGAAGAGCCAGAGAAAGAGCUCAUUGCAGAGACAGCCGAAAACGCCAACAUCAAAGCCAACGGCAACGGCAACGGCAACAGCAACAACCGUGGCAAAAACGCAAGGAAGAGAUUCGCACGAGGUCAGAACAAGGCUCGUGGGCAGAAUAGGAACAGCUCGAACCAGAAUGGUAACAAUUCAAACCAGAACAAGAACAACUCGAAUCAGAACAAGAACAGCUCAAACCAGAAUGGAAAUGCGAGAUCUCACAGGAAUAGAACACCGAAACCACCGGUACAGCUGGACCUGAACAAAAUCUCUAAGAAAAGACUUCUUCGAAAGACCCCUGUCACUUGGGAUGAAUCGAUCAGGCGAGCUGUGAGCUACUUUGCUCACCAUUGCCUGGAGGAACUUUACUUUCUCAGCCUGAUACUUCUGUUCACUCGUGCGAAGCUACCCGGACUUGAAGAGAGUCCGGGAGGGGACUACGGUCAGAUGGCGGCACGAGUCUUGAUUACCUUCAUGACUCUAGGUACUCUAGAACCGUUGAGAUGUUCUCGAUGGGAUAUCGAGGCUUGCGGUCUUGGAAUGUUUACCUACUGUUGUGUGUUAUGCGACGAAGGCCCAGGUCCAUGGGCAUCUGUAGAAAUGGGAGCCAUGGGUCUCUGUGUGAUGGGAGCAUUGAUCGAAUGUCUGCUUUGGAUCAAGGUCGGCCACUUUGUUUGUUGGCCUGCGUUGUGGUUGACAAGCGACGAUAUCAGCGUACCCGACAUGCUCAUCCGUAUUUCAGCACUUUCACCACUGAUUGACAUCGUUGAGACUUACACGCGGUACUCCCACAAGCUAUUCGUCGCGACGACCUAUCUUAUUUUCCCCUACAUCACGGGUCUUCUACUGCAGGCACUUUCAGAUGUAGGAAAACACGGUACCUGGAGCGAUACGGAGGGGUUCGGUCAGGGAGCACAUUCAGUAAAGUACGGGACAGAUCUUGGUUAG
Molecule: messenger RNA, 1164 nt
Organism: Fusarium pseudograminearum CS3096
Lineage: Eukaryota; Fungi; Ascomycota; Sordariomycetes; Hypocreales; Nectriaceae
Exons: 4
Coding region: 1-1164 (387 amino acids)
Source: RefSeq, a predicted model, not a curated record